Striga hermonthica is the source of this 1197-nucleotide messenger RNA. The record is from the annotation of a GenBank genome assembly. NCBI's taxonomy places the organism in Eukaryota, Viridiplantae, Streptophyta, Magnoliopsida, Lamiales, Orobanchaceae.
AUGGUUGGCGCCGGAGUCCUCAGUCUCCCUUACGCCAUGCCCGAAUUAGGAUGGGGUCCUGGAGUUACGGUUAUGGUGAUAUCAUGGAUCAUCACACUAUACACUCUGUGGCAAAUGGUUGAGAUGCACGAAAUGGUGCCCGGGAGGCGCUUCGACAGGUAUCACGAGCUCGGCCAGUAUGCCUUUGGCGAGAAGCUCGGCCUCUACAUUGUCGUGCCUCAACAACUCGUGGUCGAAGUUGGGGUCGACAUUGUUUAUAUGGUCACCGGAGGAAGAUCCCUCAAAAGGUUUCACGAUUUGGUUUGCAAUGAUUGCAAAGACAUAAAGCUCACUUACUUCAUCAUGAUCUUUGCUUCUGUUCACUUUGUUCUCUCUCAUCUCCCCAACUUCAACUCUAUCUCCGGUGUCUCAUUGGCCGCAGCUGUCAUGUCUUUAAGUUAUUCUACGAUUGCUUGGGGGGCUUCGGUUGGGAAAGGAAAGGAACCCGACGUGCAGUAUGGGUACAGGGCUUCGACGACAGCUGGCACAGUUUUCAACUUCUUCAGUGCAUUGGGUGACGUGGCGUUUGCAUAUGCGGGUCACAAUGUCGUGUUGGAAAUACAAGCAACGAUACCUUCGACGCCCGAGAAGCCUUCAAAGAUUGCCAUGUGGAGAGGAGUUAUUGUGGCUUAUAUUGUUGUUGCUAUGUGCUACUUUCCGGUGGCCUUCAUCGGCUACUGGAAGUUCGGUAAUGGUGUUGACGAUAAUAUCUUGUUGACUUUGGGGAAGCCCGUGUGGCUAAUCGCCAUGGCUAACAUGUUUGUUGUGGUUCAUGUUAUCGGAAGUUAUCAGAUAUAUGCGAUGCCGGUUUUCGACAUGAUAGAAACCGUACUUGUGAAGAAGCUUAGGUUUAAGCCUACAUGGUACUUGAGCUUUAUCUCUCGGAAUCUUUACGUGGCAUUUACAAUGUUUGUUGGAAUUACCUUCCCCUUCUUUGGCGGGCUCCUAGGAUUUUUCGGUGGUUUUGCUUUUGCGCCGACCACAUACUUUCUUCCCUGCAUAAUGUGGCUUGCCAUCUACAAACCUAGGAAAUUCAGCCUGUCCUGGUUUGCCAACUGGAUAUGCAUCAUACUUGGUGUGAUGUUGAUGGUUAUAGCACCAAUUGGAGGGCUAAGGCAGAUCAUAAUUCAAGCAAAACACUACAAAUUCUACUCUUAA